GAAAUACGGUUUACAAACAGGAAGUGUGGCAUUCCGGCGUCCGUCCCGCUUCCCGGUGCCAUGGAGGCCUACGAGCAGGUCCAGAAGGGACCCCUGAAGCUGAAGGGCGUCGCGGAGCUCGGCGUGACCAAGCGGAAGAAGAAGAAGAAAGACAAAGACAAGGCGAAGCUUCUAGAAGCCAUGGGGACGAGCAAGAAAAACGAGGAGGAGAAGCGGCGCUGCCUGGACAAGCGGACGCCGGCGCAGGCGGCCUUCGAGAAGAUGCAGGAGAAGCGGCAAAUGGAACGGAUCCUGAAGAAGGCAUCGAAGACCCACAAGCAGAGAGUGGAGGACUUCAACAGGCACCUGGACACGCUCACGGAGCACUACGACAUACCCAAAGUCAGCUGGACCAAGUAGCCGCCGGCUGGGCUCGUCCUGUCGGCCGUGCCCAUCCUGUCGGCCGUGCCCCCGUCGCGCCCCCUCAUCCUGGCUCUGCAUUAAAGAUGAGCCUGCGCCUGUGUGAUUAUGGGGUCUGGUCCCACGCGGAGGACGGGACCAAGCCGCUGUAGUUUGGACCGGAACGCGCCCGGUGUGGGGGCAACAGGGGUCUGUUUCCCUUGGGGUGAUCCACCGCGCCCGACGUGACGGGGCCUCCCACGGCACAUGCCCGGCCUUCCGGGCUCCCUGUGGCUCUGCCUCUUCCAGGGCCUUCCAGCUGCUCGCUCUGCCCCAGCCCAGCGAGCCACCUGGGCACCAGGGCCACCACCUGCCCCUCUCUCGGCCCGAGUUCCCCGGCCAGCCCGCUUCCUCCUGCCAGGCCCGACGUCAGUCACCCACCCUCCCCCCGGAGAGCCAGACGCCACAGUGUGCCCUGCGCAGGGAUCAGAGUGGGCCCGGUGGGCAUUCCGUGCCUCGGGACACCCCGGGGAAGGCCCUGGCUGGAGCGGGCAUGCCCUGAGCAGCAUCAGCCACCACAGUGCUGGGCGCGAGCCAGGCCCUGCGAGGUGGCCACCCCGGAAGCCGCACAAUAAAGCAAAGGAGGGCGUU
Messenger RNA from Ochotona curzoniae (black-lipped pika), 1029 nucleotides. RefSeq names its product family with sequence similarity 32 member A (gene FAM32A). Bases 61 to 399 code for a protein of 112 amino acids. The record is from RefSeq and is a predicted model, not a curated record. Lineage: Eukaryota; Metazoa; Chordata; Mammalia; Lagomorpha; Ochotonidae. The transcript has 4 exons. Gene Ontology annotation, cellular component: nucleolus.